AGGUGAUUAAUGAAGCUAUUUUUGGUCUGGAGAAGCAGGUACCUGCUGAAGAAGAAGAGGACUACAUCUCCCAUCACCCACCUCAGUAUGACGUCAUCUUUCAGCCAGGUAAACUCAUAGGAGCAAAUACUCAGAGUACUAGUACACGGUGACAGAGGAUCGUUGGACGUUUCUGUGUUUCAGAGGAUCAAAGGUUUGCUUCCGUGAGUCUGUUAACAGAAUAAAGCGACGCGAGGUAAAUACCUGUCUCACAUCUCACUGACCAUCUGCAGUCCUGGAUAAUCCCUGAGAGCAGAUUAGAGACGCUGCAGCACAACGACAACACUUCAGAGGAAACAUCGGACUCUUCGAGGUCCAGAACCACAAUAAUUUUGGUUCUAGAGGAUUUUAUUGUGAAGGAACAAGAAGAAGUUUACGACACGUUUUAAUUUGCUGACUGAAAAAAAACUUUUUGGAUGUUUUGAAGCCGUUAUGAAGACUUUGACAUCAGAUCCGAAGACUCCUUUAUUGUGAAAUCUUUUAAGCUUUUUAUUGUGGAGAUUGAAACAAUAUCCGUGCCUUUUAUUGUGAAGGCUUCAAAUACUUGGGCUUUUAUUUGUUUUACCUAUUUUCUUUAUGCUUUUUAAAAACGGAUGGUACAAGUUUGUUGUUUUAUUUUGAAGGACUCCUGAGCUGAGGACUUACUUUUUUGUGCAUGUGGUUUUAUUGUGAAAAAUCACCUUUUAUUUUGAAGCUGUGUACGAUUGUGUAGUUGAUUAAGGACUUACUUGUUACGGAUUCAAACAUUUGGGGGAUUUGUUUUGUACUGAAUGCUGUUGGGACUUUUAUUGUGAAGCUGACUAGAAAUGUAGGCAACACACCACAUAAUGAAGGAUUCAAAGUUCUCUGGGGCUUUUAUUAUGAAGGGUUUGAAGUUCUCUGGGGCUUUUAUUGUGAAAAGAUUGUCGCCAGGUGAUCUGUCCUGAGAGGCGGAGUGGCCGGACAUCAAACAGCCAAUGAGCUGUCAGAGAUGAUUUCGUACGUGGAGUGUCUGGGCGGUGAGGGGGCGGGGCCUAACGUGGGGUCGCGCUGUUGGACCGGUGGCCCCGACGAAGAGCAAGACGAGCUGCUUCCGCGCAAGAUGGCCACCCUGCAGCCAAAGACGGAGGGCAGCCUGCGGCGCCGCCUCCUCAGCGCCAAAAUCCAACAGCACCACGACGCCAUCUUGGGAAUGAAUGCGGGCGGCAGGCCUGCGACGCCCACAGGUGACUGGAAGCCCCUCCCACCUCACCUCCAGUAUCCAGGCAACAGCCCUUGGUUCCGCCGCCAGCACCUCCCACCGCGACCCGGCGUCCACCCUUCUCUCGCCCCAGAGGAUCAUGGGAAACCGCGGUCCACCUACCCGGUCCUGACCCAGCGGGGCCGGACAGGUUCCUGCCCCCCCACCCCGGAGCCCCGCCCCGGCUACACCCUGCCAGCCCUCCCUCCUCUCGGGUCCCCGCCCCACUUCAGAGAACCAGAGGUGCCGCCGCAGUACCGCUACCGACCCAGCAGGAGGCGCCGGACCGGCUUCUUCUGCUUCGGGUCCCAACCAGGGAGGAGCUUCGGACUGGAGGCCACACAAGCCACGCCCCUUCUACAUCGAGCAGGUGACGGAGACAGCAGGUGGUCCGUUCACUACACUACCCAGAAGCCCCAGCAGGGUCUGCUCUUCAUCCCUGCUAAUGACCUGCGAGGUCAGAGGUCAGCAGAGAGCAGCAUCUCAGCGUGUAAUGGGCUGACUCAGCAUGGCUACAGCCCUCAGAGCCCCGCCCCUUACCCGUCCUCCUCUGGCCUCGGCCAAUCAGAGGGCAGCACGGCCCGCAGAGGGUGGAAGGACAAAAGCAGGAGGAUGUCCUCAGCUUUCUCAGACGAAGACGAGCAGUUCAUCUUGCACAACACGCGACCUCUGACCCCACUGGUCCUCAACCCUGUCCCCCGCACCUCCUGUUGGGAUGUCUUUGGCUCCGCCCACGAGCCAACAUUCAACCUGGAGGUGGAGCCGCUCCCCCGGCUUCCAACACCAGAGGAGAGGAUGAGGCAGCAGGCCGAGACGGUCGCCGCUCAUGUAGUCCCGAUCAAUAUAACAGGCGAGAGUUUUGAUCGUCAAGCCAGUUUUCGAAAAGAGGGUUCUAACAACGACUCGAUGUCUCUGCGACCCCGAAACCUGAGCCGCCGCCAGACGGUUACUGGGAUACCUGAUGAUGUCAGCCGGACUCUGGACUUGCCUUUGGUCUCUCUGGAUCUUCCCGGUCACUUCUCCACUGUGGGUCGAUCUGUGUCCUCCUGCUCCUCUGCCCACCAACAGAAGGGAGGAACGGAGGAGGAGGAGAUGGGAGAGCUUAGAGUGGAGGAAGUGCAUUCAUCAGCAAGGAGGAUCCGAGCUCCUAGAGGUCGAGGGCUGUCCAGCCUCAUGGCCUCCCUCACAUCCGCCCUACCUGUUGACUCCUGUCACGACCUUGAGUCCUCCUCUUCCUCCUCGGAGGUCCAUAGCCUCCCCAGUCUGGUGACCAACUCCUCUCUGAACUCUGAGGCCUCCUACAGGACACUCAGUGCCUCCUCUUCUUGUUGUCAGGAUCUUCAGGGUUUCCCCAGCGACCUCCAGCCCAUGCUGCCCUUUGACCCCACUGCCAGAGUCAUCCCCCAGUCACCUUCCUCCUCCUCUUCUUCCUUCCCUUCCUCCCUCGUCAACUCCUGCCUCGCCAGCACCCCUAGCCGUGCCCUGCAGUCGGAGUGGUCUUACUCCAGCGAUAAGCCCCUUAAUGAGGCUGCCCAACAUCGCAGUUCUCCUUCCUCCUCCCACUACCUCUCCUCUUCCUCCAUCGCAGACUCGGCGUCUCGGUUUAGCUACCAGGCUCUGGAUGACCGGACCCUGACCCAGCAGGACUCCCAAAGCUCCUACGAUGAGGAGACCUGGAGCUACCAGCCCCUCUCGCCCAGCUCAAGUGUCCACAGCGGCCGGACCAGGGGCAACUGGAAUGCCAUCGCCCAUGAGAUGAGAUGUGUUUCUGGGGAAGCUUGGAACUGUGACCCCCUGCUCUCCUCCGGUCGCUCCACCCCAGAGAAGAUCACCUCCUCUCCUUUGCUAAACCAGGAGAAAAGGAGGUUCAGCACUUCCUCCUCCUACUCUCGCUCAAACAUCCGCAGCAUCUCCCUCUGCAAGUCCAAGCGCCCGCCUCUUCCACCGUUGCGCUCUGACUCUUUGAGGCGCCGGCCGGGUUGUACUAAACCCCCCCGCUCCUCCUCCUCCGAUUCCCGGCCAGAACCGAACUCCCGCCUCGAACCCACAACCCACCAGAUCUUCCAUGACCCCUGGGUGCCCCGGAGUAACACCAAACGGCACCAAAGUGGCUUCAACUGCGGAACAGUGACGACCUUUGAACCUUUGAACCAGGAGGACACCGCUGAAUAUCCUCCUUCUGAGCAGCUACCGCCAAGCCCCGCCCACUCACAUGGCCACGCCCCCACUCCUGCGUCACCAGGCUCACAUGAGGAGGGGCUGAGGUUUACUCCCAACCCUCAACCAGCCUCCUCCUCGGUGGCUGAGCUUCAGCGCCUCGCCUCGCCCUCCAGUGGCUACUCCAGCCAGUCCAACACUCCCACUCCUGGCACUCCUGUGUCCUCCCCUCUCUCCCCCUCUUCUCCUGGAACCUUCUCCCUCCCCCCGACCUCCCCCUUCUCCUCUUUACACUCGUCCUCCUUUCCCCUGUCCACCGCCGUCUGCUCCAUGUCCAGGACAACUUCUCAGGGCGAAGGGAGGCCAAAGCCUCCGGUACCAGAGAGGAAGUCCUCACUCUUCUCCUCCCAUUCCUCCUCAUUUUGCUCCACCUCCUUCCUCUCCUCUUGCACCUCCUUAGACUCUUCUGCCAAGCAUCCUCCUCCUCCUCCUCUACCAGAGUGUUCCUCUCCUUUGCCUCCUGUCUUCUACUCCCCCAUUCACAAGUGUCCUCCCCCAGCUCCUCCUCUUCCUCAGUGCUGCCUGCCUGCUUCCUCCGUCAACAAACUCUCUGCUGCUCCUCCUCCUUCAUCUUCAUCUCUUCCUCCUCCUCUUCUCCCACCCUCAUCCCUCCCUCUACCCCCUCCCCUGCCUCCUCCACCUCCUCCUCCUCUCCCACCCUCAUCCCUCCCUCUACCUCCUCCUCUUCCACCUCCCACUCGGCCUCCUCCUCCCCCUUACUCCUACGCCAUCAGGCAGACCUCUCAUCAUUCUUUGGUGUCAUCAUCAAACGACUUCCCUCCACCUGCAUCUUCUCCUCUUCCUCCCUCUUCCGAAUUGCCAAUUGCUGACCUUUUACCUCCACCAGCACCUCCUCCCUUCCUUCUUCUACCUGCUCCCCCCUCAUUCCCUGCCUCCUCCCUCACCCCCCUAGGCCGCUGUGUUAAGGUGCCCACGACGUUCCGCCCCCUGGUCACCACCCAAGCUUUGCAGGGUGUCAAGCUUCGCUCCGUCAAGAACCAGGAAGGCCUGCUCACUAGCACCAUGCUAACUGAUGCUAACCAUGCUAAUACCGUCCAUGACCUACCAAGCAAAGAAGCUCAUCCAGAUGGUGCUGUGUUGGCUAACGCUGAUGUUAAGCUACCUGGAACUGGAUCACAAAAUGCUGCAUGUGGUCUAGGUAGCAAUGAAGCUAACAAAACUAUUUCUUUAAAAAGUAAUGCUAUCGCUGAGGAAGAGCAACCUGCACGCAGAUCAGAUCAUGAUUACCACAGCCUAACACAACAUGACGUCAGGACACCCUACAAUGAUCCACAGGGCAUUGUAGCUAGCACAGCUAGCCAGAGAAGCUCUGUGCCUCAGCUGACCAAUAGCGAAACUCCUCAUGACAUCCGGUACAACGAACCACAGAAGAAAGGGUCAGACAUUUAUGCUACACUAGCAAGUCCUGACAGUCCCUGGGUAAAAAUAUCUUACGAUAACGACAACAACACAAUCAUCCAACAUCGUUCUUUGCAACAACAACAGGCCACAGCUCCAGUGUUGGCAGAUGCAAAGCUAACUGAGGCUGCAAGGAAACAGGGAAACACAGACGCUUCAUAUUGGACACUCUCUGGAACGAGACAAGAGUCUCGCACAGAAAAUAGGAGGAUACUUUUGGACAGCAAAGAGGAAGUGGAGACAAACGAAAAGAAGAAUUUUGAAAUGUGGAACGAUGCAGCUGAUGAAUCAACAGUAUUUAGUGGAAUAAAACUGAAUAAUGGGGUCUGUAGGACCGCUAGCCCGAGGAAACUCCACUCCCCAGAGAAGCCCACCCUGCCAAAGAAGCCCGAUCUUUGCAUUCUGGGUCUCACGGCAUACCCUGAGGACAGACGAGGACAGAAGAGCAGUGGACAAAUCACGGCGUCUUCUUCUGGACUCAACAGCCAAUCACAGCAUCCCGCUGAUUCCUUCUGCACACCCUCACCAAAUCACCUGACUCGCACGACUUUGCCUGUAGAAAAGACACAUGAUUACAUCACCACACACUCACCUGUUGGCUUUCCUCACAGACAGAAGCCACCGGUUUUGCACAAGAAGCCAGAUCGCUCAACCGAAACCCCCAAACCUCUCUCUGGGACCGCUGGGAUCACUUUAAAUGGCACCAUGGGUACCUUGGAGAACUGGGGUACCUCAGGAACUCGGGAUACCAUGGAGACCAGUAGCACCCAAGGGAUCAUGGGCAUGCAUGGGAACUGUGAACCCUCAGGGAACAUGGGUAUCACAGAGACCCAGAGUAUCAAAGGGGCUCCACACUCUAUGGAUGACACCCCGAGUACUGAGAACCGGGACACCAUGGAGACCACUGGCACCCUAGGGACCAUGGGCAUGCAUGGGAACUGUGGACCCUCGAGGAUCGUGGGUAUCGCAGAGACCCGGAGUAUAAAAGGGGCACCACACUCUAUGGAUGAGACCAUGAGUACCAAGAACCGUGGAACCUCAGGAACUCGGGGCACCAUGGAGACCAGUAGCACCCUGGGGACCAUGGGUAUGUAUGGGAACUGUGGUCCCUCGGAGACCUGUAGCACCUUCGGGACCACAGACCCCUGGAUCAUCAAGACUAGAACUUAUCAGGACACUGAGAAUAUGUUUCACACGAACAUGAUGAGGUCGUCGCUGGCUGAAGAUAAAGAGGAAAACGAGAAGGAGAUGGUGGAGGAGACGGGGAUGAAGGCACCAAUUAUGAUGACGCCAUCAACCACCAGGAAAAAAGACAAAGCAAGGAAGAGGAGGAAGAGGAGGGCAGGCAGGCAACUGCUGAUGAUGUCGACAAUGAGGCCCUCCCCCUCCUCCUUCUCAUCAUCCUCAUCGUCUUCAUCCUCAUCCGGAGAUGAACGAGACGUAAAAGAGAGAACGCGUCAGAGAGCAAGGAUGACGACGGUACGCCAACAAGACGCCAGUGACUCUGAGAGCUCCUGCGCUCCGAUUGGUCGGAGCAGGUGCUCCCUCAGCAGCGCGUUGUCCACCGACAGCAUGCAGGGGGAGAAGUCGCUUCUAGACCUGCUGAUCCACGAGGAAGAGGAGGAAGAUGAGGACGAGCGUGGGAAGAAGGGAGCAGACAGGAGGAAGACGGCCGGAGGACCUCCCAAUGAUAUGUUGGUCAGCAUUGCAGCAGAUCACAUGUUCGAGUCCGGUCGACCACGAACCACAGAGGAUCUGUUCGCCGUCAUCCACAGGUCUAAAAGGAAGAUGCUCAGAAGACGGGAUUCAGAAGACGAUAGUCAUCAUAUUUCCUCUUCUUCUGUCUCCCGUCCGAUCACCCUCACUGCCCCCCUGCCUCGCCCGAGGCCUCGAACUGCAGCUCCUAGAAGUCAAAGCUCAGUGAGGAGUGAGAGCUUUAAGGCCCUGCUGCUGAGGAAGGGUAGUCGGUGGGAUUCGUCUUCUCGAAUCUCGGCCGUUGAGCAACUUUGCAAACUUGCUUCUUCGGCAACUACUGCCAAACUCCACAGUGUUCUACCGCCACCGCCGCCAGUCCAACGUCCAGUUCAACCUCCAGUCCAACCCUCCAGCUUGUCCCGUCCCUCAGAACUACCCCAGAACUUCUCCAUGAUCGGAUUCGGAUGGGGGCAGAGGGAUCUGACACCGAAUCACGUCCUCCUCACCUCCUCCUCUUCCUCUUCCUCCUCCCACUUCUUUUUCCUCUCCUCCUCUUCCUUCAUGCGGCAUCGUUCCCUCACUCCCCCCUGCUCCUCUAGCCGCCGUUUUGCCUCUCGCUGCUGCCGCUACGCCGCCCCCAUGACCGCCAUCUUUGAAGGAGAAUGCGAGGAGGAAGACGAGGAAGAACAGGAGGACGACGAGGGACCGAAGGAUAACAGAUUUCUUGGAAAAAUCUUCGUUGAAUGUGGCGAUGUCGGGGUCUUCUACUGAUCCGGAUCUGGUUCACGAACAUGUUGCACUGCCCCAGAAAACCAGCCUGGACUGAACCGGAAUGGACUAAACCGGUCUGGAGUACACCGGCCUGGACUACACCAGCUGGACUACACCGGCCUGUACUACACCAGCUGGACUACACUGGCCUGGACUGAACCGUCCUGGACCAAACCGGACUAGACUGAACCGGACAAGACUGAACCGGACUGGACUAAACCGGACUAGAAUAAACCGGACCGGACUCAAUCCGGACCGGACUGAAGCAUUUGAUUGAAUUCACUCAAGCACAGUUGUGUCAGAACGAGUGUACUUAUACUUCAUGGCACCAGUUAAUGUACUUAAACUACAGUUAUGAACUUGUAUUUUUUUCUUCUGUUUUCCUUCUUUCACGGACACUGAACGUUCAUAUUUAGUUUCUAAGUAGUCUCGUCUUUGUCCUCUCUGGUUGAAGACGACGCAACGUUAUUUGAUGUCCUGACAUGAAAACAUAGUUUUUCUUUAGAUCACAGAGUAAAUGUUAAUAAUUAGAAUAUAGUUCGUAAUAAUAAUGUUAAAGUAGUUAUGUUUUAAAGGUUUCUGGGACUUAAUGCAAACAAACUGGAUGUAUAUUUUUUAUUUCAGACAUUUUUGAAUGAUUUUACAUGUUAACACCAGAUUUGAGCUGAAACUAGAACCAACAAGGAACGUAGUCUGUAAAUAAUCACGCUUCAUCUUCAUCGUUUAUGUUUCAUUGAGCUUCACGUCUCCAUGAUAUACUGUACAUAUAAAGACUUAGAAUAAUUAAAGAGGUUCAGAUGUGAUCAGAAGAGAUGAAGAGAGAAUGAAAACUAAGCAACAAACAAAUGUCAAUACAGAAAAAGUGUCCAGAUGAGCAGAAAUAAAAGGCAAACUAAAUUUAUUCUUUUGACUCUUUUGUCUUUUUUAUUUUAAUACAAGAGCAACAACCAGAGAAGAAUUAAGUACUUUGGUUAUUUACUAAAGUAAAAGUACUCCGACACUGUGAAAAUACUCUGUUACUCCUACAAGUCCUUCUUUAAUGAUAAUAAGAUUUUUUUUACAGUGUAUGUUUCUGUGGUUUACUACCUGUGUAUUGAUCAGUGCUGUCUGGUUUACUGAGUAUUGAUCCAGGCUGUAGUUCCUGACGUGGCCUCUGGGGGGCAGCACCCCCACUGAGCUGAAUGGACUCUGUUGUCCUGGUCUGAGACUCUGAGGCAGUCAUGAGACCCUGUUUGCUUGUCCUGAACCAUGUGAGUCUGAAGAGACGGAGAGAGAGGAGGAGGAAGAAGAGAAGAUGGAGGACUGGUGUCGGUGGGUGAGGGAGGAAGGGUGGUGGGUGAGGAGGUGCUGCUGUGGCGAGGAAGAGGACGACGAUGAGGAGGAGGAGGAAGGAAGGAGGGAGGAAGAAGAAGAGGAGAAGGUGAAGAUGGAGGAGCUCAGCUUGAGAAAGAGCAGGAGUUCAACCUGCCUCCCUCCU
Molecule: messenger RNA, 8837 nt
Organism: Anarrhichthys ocellatus (wolf-eel)
Lineage: Eukaryota; Metazoa; Chordata; Actinopteri; Perciformes; Anarhichadidae
Product: mucin-17-like
Exons: 12
Coding region: 1010-7360 (2116 amino acids)
Biological process (GO): cell differentiation
Source: RefSeq, a predicted model, not a curated record